Molecule: messenger RNA, 351 nt
Organism: Symbiodinium sp. CCMP2592
Lineage: Eukaryota; Dinophyceae; Suessiales; Symbiodiniaceae
Source: the annotation of a GenBank genome assembly
AUGGCAUUCUCUCGUCGGCUGAGGGCGCCCUUGGCCGCUUGGAGCAAUGCGCCACCCCUUCUUCGGCAUGUGGAAAGGCGAUCCUUCAGCAACAGUGCGAAUUCUGCUGAACCGUCUGCCGGAGAGAGGGCAAAGAAGGCCCAGCAACUCUGGAGGAUGAUGGUCCCGGAGCAGCACUGGGACUUUCGUAGCCCGAUGAUCCCGACGCUGAUCCUGUUCAUCGUUUUCUUGCAGUAUCUGAUCAGUCAGAAGCAGUCAGACGUGGCGGAGAAGGAGAGGGAGGAGGUUCGCCUCCUGCAAGACGAGCGGAGGGCGCGGCGCGCGGCCAGCGAGAAAGCUUUGGAGGAGUAA